Messenger RNA from Alosa alosa (allis shad), 2112 nucleotides. RefSeq names its product T-complex protein 1 subunit gamma-like. Gene Ontology annotation, biological process: protein folding. Gene Ontology annotation, cellular component: chaperonin-containing T-complex. The transcript is spliced from 14 exons. The coding region runs from base 65 to 1690 and encodes 541 amino acids. The record is from RefSeq and is a predicted model, not a curated record. NCBI's taxonomy places the organism in Eukaryota, Metazoa, Chordata, Actinopteri, Clupeiformes, Clupeidae. Gene Ontology annotation, molecular function: ATP binding; ATP hydrolysis activity; ATP-dependent protein folding chaperone.
CUGUCUCCUCCUUCUACUCUGCCGGUGCUGAAACCUGCCUGUGUAAGACCACGAGUCGAUUAAAAUGUUGGGUGGAGGACAGGUCCUAGUUCUGAACCAGAACAUCAAGAGAGAGUCUGGCCGUAAGGUGCAGACAGGCAACAUCAGCGCGGCCAAGACCAUCGCUGAUGUCAUCAGAACAUGUCUCGGACCGAGGGCCAUGAUGAAGAUGCUGCUGGAUCCCAUGGGUGGGAUCGUGAUGACCAACGAUGGCAACGCCAUCCUUAGAGAGAUCCAGGUGCAGCACCCUGCAGCCAAGUCCAUGAUUGAGAUCAGUCGUACGCAGGACGAGGAGGUGGGAGACGGAACCACGUCUGUCAUCAUCCUGGCUGGUGAAAUGUUGGCCGUGUCGGAGCAGUUUCUGGAACAGCAGAUUCACCCUACAGUUGUAAUCAGUGCUUACCGACAGGCACUGGAGGACAUGCUCAACACACUCAAGGAUAUCAGCACUCCUGUAGAUGUGAAUGACAGGAAGAUGAUGCUGCAGAUCAUUAACUCUGCCAUCAACACUAAGGCCUUGAGCCGCUGGUCUGGCCUGGCCUGCAGCAUCGCCCUGGACGCCGUGCGCACCGUGGAGACAGAGGCCAACGGCCGCAAGGAGAUCGACAUCAAGAAGUACGCCAAGGUGGAGAAGGUUCCAGGUGGCAUAAUCGAGGACUCGUGUGUGUUGAACGGUGUGAUGGUGAACAAGGAUGUGACACACCCCCGCAUGCGCAGACUGAUCGAGAACCCACGCAUCGUGCUGCUGGACUGCUCUCUAGAGUACAAGAAGGGAGAGAGCCAGACGGACAUUGAGAUCACACGUGAGGAAGACUUCACCCGCAUCCUGGAGAUGGAGGAAGAGUACAUCCAGCAGAUCUGUGAGGACAUCAUCAGGGUGAAGCCCGACCUGAUGUUCACAGAGAAGGGAGUAUCAGACCUGGCUCAGCAUUACCUCAUGAAGGCCAACAUCACAGCCAUCCGCCGCAUCCGGAAGACCGACAACCACCGCAUCGCCAGGGCGUGCGGUGCUCGUAUAGCGAGCCGGACGGACGAGUUGCGGGACGACUAUGUGGGCACGGGCGCCGGUCUGUUUGAGGUGAAGAAGAUCGGAGACGAGUACUUCACCUUCGUCACCGAGUGCAAAGAGCCCAAAGCCUGCACCAUCCUCCUGAGAGGAGCCAGCAAGGAGAUCCUGGCGGAGGUGGAGCGUAAUCUGCAGGAUGCCAUGCAGGUGUGCCGUAACGUGCUGCUGGACCCGUGCCUGCUGCCUGGUGGGGGCGCUGUUGAGAUGGCCGUGUCCCAGCGGCUGACGGAGCGCUCACGCUCGCUGACCGGCGUGGAGCAGUGGCCCUACCGAGCCGCCGCACAGGCCCUCGAGGUCGUGCCGCGCACGCUCAUCCAGAACUGCGGAUCCAGCACCAUCCGCACACUCACCUCCCUCAGGGCGAAGCACAGCCAGGAGAAGAACUCUGCGUGGGGGGUGAACGGGGAGACAGGCACCCUGGCAGACAUGGCAGCGCUGGGCAUCUGGGAACCGCUGGCCGUCAAGGCCCAGACCUACAAGACUGCAGUGGAGACGGCUAUCCUGCUCCUGCGCAUCGAUGACAUCGUGUCGGGACACAAGAAGAAGGGUGACGAGCAGACGGGCGGAGGCCAGGGGGCGGAGUAGAGACGCCACGCCGCGUCACGUCACGUCACGUCGCCCGGGAGACAGAAGUCGCAAAGAGCCACCGUGUAUCAUGAUCACCUUUUAUAAUCACUAAACGAGUCAGCCGAGUCACCACUACCAAACGCUACUGAUAGAGUUUCACCUUUAUGGUGUUCACUUGAAAUAUAUUUCCCCACUGGAGAGGCCUUGUUUGACCUGUAGACAGGAGAUCAUAGAGGCACACAGUAUAAGAGAACACAGGUACAGCAUACAGUACAAGAGAACACAGGUACAGCAUACAGUACAAGAGAACACAGGUACAGCAUACAGUACAAGAGAACACAGGUACAGCAUACAGUACAAGAGAACACAGGUACAGCAUCUCUCGCUCUCCAUCUCUCCCGAGGUCUUCCUGUAAACCAAAUACAUUUCUUUUUCAGUUC